UUUUUGAAGUUGUUAAUUAUAAAUAAGGAGAUAUCAUGUUACUUUUAUGGAAUGUUUGCAGUAUAUAUUUACACGCUUGAGACAGAUGACACAUGUACAUCAUAUAUCUUAAAUUCUUUCAUUCUUCUUCUUCUUCUUUUUUUGGUAUGGAAGAUAGGAAUUCAUGACCUUGCACUUACCAAGCAGUGCCUGUGCUACUGAGCGAAAUCCCUAGCACUUGAUUCGUUUUUCCAUCACUUUCCUCUCCUUAACCUUCCCCACCUCUUGGUCCCCUUACCUUUAAGUAACAUCUAUUUUCCUAGCUCCUACAUCUUUUAUGUUUUAUUAUCUAUAAUCUCUUCUUCUCAUGUAAGGGAAAUUACAAUAUUCAACUUGUGUGUUUGAUUUAUUUCAUGUGACAUUAGGACUCAAGUUCAUCCACUUUCCCAGAAACCUCUUCUGUCUAAUUUUACUUUAUAGCACAGUAGUGCCCUGUGGCAUGAAAAUAGCACCCUGGCUUACUCAUUCAUCCACUGAACUUAUAGAGUACUACCAUGAUUUAGGUAUCAUGAAUCAAGCUGUGAUAGCUUUUAAAUUUCACUUUCAGCCUAAAUUUCUGUUUAUUCAACCAUAAUAUUGUUCUUAAAUAAAAUGGUGUCAUGGUCUUAUUAAGUGUAUCUCAAAGGUAUGAAUCCACUACUUAAAUAUAUUGCACACUAUUGAUAUACAUAUACAUAUCACACAGAGAUGAUAUCUUAUAAGUUAUAUCCAGGUCAAUGGAUUUUAAUUAGAACUUAAUUUAGGAAAACACCCCCAAUCUAACUGUAUACAUCAUGUGCGGUGAAGGCAAUGAUGAAAACGAAGUGGGUGAGAAACUUCACUCAAAAUCCCAGUACAGAAAGCAAAAAGGAACAGGAAAACAGAAGUAGAAAAUAAAGGAAGAGCAUUCAGAAAAUGAAGCUGGUGAGUUCCCUAUUUAAGUCAUCUGAACACACCAGGUCUUCAGAGAACCCACAGGCAAAGGUUCAGGAUCACACAUCCAUUUCACACAGCCCAGCAGCAUCAGCAGGAUUACCCAUGGCCUGGCCAUUGUCUGGACUGGUGGCCCUGCUGGUGCUCACCAUCAUGGCAUCAGGCUCUCUGGCGUGCACCCUGCCACAGACCCACAGCCAGAGGAAUGCAAGGGCCCUGCUUCUCCUGGAACAAAUGAAGAGAAUUUCCACUUUCUCCUGCCUGAAGCACAGACAGGACUUUGGAUUGGCCCAGCUGAACUUUGAUGGCAAGCAGGUCCAGAAGGCUCAGGUCCUCUCUCUCUUCCAUGAGAUGACCAGGCAGACCUUCAACCUCUUCAGAUCAGAGGACUCAUCUGCUGCCUGGAACCAGAGCCUGCUGGACACCUUUUGCACUGGCCUCCAUCAACAGCUGAGUGACCUGCAGGCCUGCCUGACCCAGAAGGUGGGGCUGGAAGAGCCUCUCGUGAUGCAUGAGGACUCCAGACUGACUGUGCGGAAAUACUUCCACAGGAUCACUGUCUACCUGAAGGAGAAGAGCUAUAGCCCUUGUGCCUGGGAGGUGGUCAGAGCAGAAAUUGUCAGAUCCUUCUCUGCAUCAGAAAAACUGGCAAGAAAGAUGCAAGACUAAAGAAUGAGUCUGGGUUUAACACGGAAAUGGUUGUCAUUAACCUUAUCACACUUUCACAGUUCUACCAUUUGAAGACUCUCAUUUAAUUUCUCUCCAUAACAUGCUUUAUUUGUCCAAAGUUUUCAGGAGUACUGGGCAACACUGUGUUCAUCUGGUCCUGGAGAUGUUCUUCCAAAUGACCUGGGAAGGAUAGAGCAUCUAUUUAUUCAUCUCCUUUAAGAUUUAUUUAUUUAUUUAUGAGAUUAAUUAUCUUUUUACAUUAAACAUCUGCAUGCUGUUACUUUAAUAAAACAUGUUGUGUUUGUAUUA
Molecule: messenger RNA, 1929 nt
Organism: Cavia porcellus (domestic guinea pig)
Lineage: Eukaryota; Metazoa; Chordata; Mammalia; Rodentia; Caviidae
Product: interferon alpha-4
Exons: 1
Coding region: 934-1620 (228 amino acids)
Biological process (GO): defense response
Cellular component (GO): extracellular region
Molecular function (GO): cytokine receptor binding
Source: RefSeq, a predicted model, not a curated record